UGAAAGUUUGCCCUCAAGGGUACACCUGCUGUUCCCAAGCCAUGGAGGAGAAGUACUGGCAGCAGAGCAGACAAGAUUUCAGCCAUGCUGUUGUCGAGCUGAGCAACAAUUUGCAAGGGACCUUCAGUUCGCGAUACAAAAAGUUUGACGAGUUUUUCAGAGAGCUCCUGGACAAUGCCGAGAAAUCCUUGAACGACAUGUUUGUACGGACUUACGGCCUCCUGUACACGCAGAACUCGGAGAUGUUCAAGGACCUCUUUGUGGAGCUGAAGCGAUAUUAUGCGGGCGGGAGGGUCAACCUGGAAGAGAUGCUGAAUGACUUUUGGGCCCGUCUCCUGGAGCGCAUGUUCCGCCUGGUCAACCCCCAGUAUCACUUUUCGGAUGAGUACCUGGAGUGCGUCAGCAAGUACACCGAGCAGUUGAAGCCCUUUGGAGACGUCCCACGAAAGCUGAAGCUGCAGGUGACCCGGGCUUUUGUGGCAGCCCGCACCUUUGCCCAGGGUCUGGCCGUGGCCAGGGAUGCGGUGGCCAAAGUCUCUGCGGUCAACCCUACGCCCCAGGGGGUUCGCGCCCUGACCAAGAUGAUGUACUGCCCGUUCUGCCGAGGCUUCGUGGCCAUCAAGCCCUGUUACAACUACUGCUUCAACGUCAUGCGGGGCUGCCUGGCCAACCAAGGGGAGCUGGACACCGAGUGGAACAACUUCAUAGAUUCAAUGCUAAUGUUGGCCGAGAGGUUGGAAGGUCCCUUCAACAUUGAGUCUGUCAUGGACCCCAUCGAUGUGAAGAUUUCAGAUGCCAUCAUGAAUAUGCAAGAAAACAGCUUACAGGUGUCCCAAAAGGUCUUUCAAGGGUGUGGGCAACCCAAGAUGCUGGCACAAAGCCGAACAUCCCGCUCCGCUUCAGACAGCAGCUUCAGUGCCCGCUUUAGGCCUUACAACCCGGAGGAACGUCCCACAACAGCUGCAGGAACGAGUUUGGAUCGACUGGUGACCGAUGUGAAGGAGAAACUGAAGCAGGCGAAGAAGUUCUGGUCUUCCCUUCCCAGCAACAUCUGCGGCAAUGAGAAAAUGGCUGCCGGCAACGUCCACGAAGAAGAAUGCUGGAAUGGAAAGAACAAGAGCAGGUACCUCUUCGCCGUGAUGCCGAACGGCUUGGCCAACCAGGCCAACAACCCCGAAGUGGAAGUCGACACUUCGAAGCCGGACCUGGUGAUCCGCCGGCAAAUCAUGUCCCUCCGGGUGAUGAUCAGCAAGCUGAAGAACGCCUACAACGGCAACGAUGUGGACUUCAUUGACAUCAGUGACGAAAGCAGCGGAGAAGGCAGCGGAAGCGGGUGCGAAUUGCACCAAUGUUCUCCCGAACUGGUGCUGAACACCACCGAAGUCACACAGAACGUCAACAAAAUAGAUAAAAAAAUGACUGAUUCGGCCAGCAGUUUCGGCCCAUCGGAAUCCCUUCUCCUUUUAAGCCUCGUCUUCUUCUUCCUUGUGGGUCAAAGACAAUGGAGAUAACUACGCCUGCUCCUCCUUUUAUUAUUAUUUUUUUUAAACCGUUGGAGGCGGGGAAAAGGACUUUAAAAAAAAAAAGUGCCAAGGGACCGGAUUUCACAUUUAUGCCAUCUAGAGACUUUUUUGGGGAAGGGUUCAAAAGGUUCCUUUGUAAGUUAAACGGAAAAACCAUGUACAGGUUUUUUUUUAAAGAAAAAAACUCUUGUUGCCACUGGUUUUAAAUCUUUUUUUUUCCUCUGCCCUGUUUUCAGGCUUUGGAAAGGGGUGUGUGAAAUCACAGAACUGUUUGGACCAGUUAAUCCGAUCUGCUGACUGAGAAACCACAAUAAAUGUGGUAAACCA
This is a messenger RNA of Protobothrops mucrosquamatus (brown spotted pit viper), 1850 nucleotides long. RefSeq names its product glypican 4 (gene GPC4). Gene Ontology annotation, cellular component: extracellular region; synapse; plasma membrane. Gene Ontology annotation, biological process: cell migration; regulation of protein localization to membrane; regulation of signal transduction. The coding region runs from base 42 to 1511 and encodes 489 amino acids. The record is from RefSeq and is a predicted model, not a curated record. NCBI's taxonomy places the organism in Eukaryota, Metazoa, Chordata, Lepidosauria, Squamata, Viperidae. The transcript has 8 exons.